UCCAGUCGGUUGAGAGAGCUUGCCUUUGCUCUGGUGCUUCACUGCUAGCCCAGCAAAAUAGCCCCCAACGGCGACCACUGAUGGAGACUCUGACCGCCUCCUCUGUUUCCAGCAGGCCCUGGGUGCUCCAGUUCUUCCGCAACCUCUUUGGGAGCACCAGGCAUGUCUCACAAGAGAGGCAGCCAUCCAAGGUGGAGGCAGAAGAGAAAGAGGCGGUUGGAGGCCAGCUCCUGGACUGUCCUCUGGGACUGUCCGAUACGGACGCCAUGUUGCCACCGGAUGAGGAGCCUGCCAUGACUGAGCUGCCCUCCUGCGAUAUCCAUGAGGAUGUGAUAGAGAGCCACAUCGAAGGGCUGUCGCUCCGAAAGGAUAGCAGAUUCCGGCAGGCCAUCCCAAGAAAUAAGAAGCUUUCUGAUUUGCUUCGCUCGGCUGAGGUGGAGAAGAAAGGCUCGGAGGGCCUCACUAGCUCCAUGAUAAGUCAGUUGGUGGAGCAGCCAGGAGAAGGAGCUCCAGCCGCAGGAGAGAAGAAAAAUGAGCCUAAUGUCAAAGAAAUAGUGGGAAAGAAUGAAGUCUUACAGGAUCUGCAGGAAGAUGAAGGAGUCUCCAUGGUUGUGGACUCCAUGGCAGAUGUUAAAGAUUGUAGUGUUGAAGAGGAAAAAGAGCAUCUACUGAAAGAGGAUGAACAAACAGAACCUCCAAAAGCUGAGGUUUCUCCUUGGAACAGACUCAUCAAUAUGUACAAGCAACGUCGGAGGCUUCCUGCUUCAAAAGUGACUCACCAAGUGAUUCCACCACAACCGCUAAUUGAAGAUGAAGCCACACUGGAUCUAAUGAUAUAUGGAAUGGCAGCACCUAAGGCCCAUGUCACCUUAUCAAAUUCCUCUGGGGCUGACUGUGCCUAUGGGCUUCCUGAAACCGAGGCCAGAGAAAAUGCUGGUGAUUGUGAGGUAACAGAGAAAAAUGCAGGAUCAAAUGAUGAAGCAAGCCUGGAGCAUCCUAAGAAUGUGUACUGAAAAACUGCUGUUGGAGUCAUCUUGAGCCUGACAACUGUGUGUCCUUCUAUGCUUUGCUCACUGGAAGAUGAUCUACUGAGAGUUCUUAUUUGCAAUUUGUAAGGAAUUGUUCAAAUCCUUGACUUGUUUUUGUGGAUUCUUCUUUUCUUUCUUCUUUUAUCUUUCCUUUUCUGUCUUUGGAAUAAGCAGACAUGGGUUUUAAGAGUAUUUUUCACAUUGAUGGAUUGCUCCAUCUUCCCUUCCCCAAAUAAUACUCCAUCUUCCUUCCCCACUCAGCUCAUUAAAUAGAAUUUUACAGUGAA
Anolis carolinensis (green anole) is the source of this 1315-nucleotide messenger RNA. RefSeq lists its product as uncharacterized. The transcript is spliced from 6 exons. Lineage: Eukaryota; Metazoa; Chordata; Lepidosauria; Squamata; Anolidae. The coding region runs from base 81 to 1013 and encodes 310 amino acids. The record is from RefSeq and is a predicted model, not a curated record.